CUUGGUUCUUUUUUUUUUUUUUUGCAGAGCUUACGUAGACCUAUUCCAAAAUGACUUCCUCAAGUGAUUAUGGGUCUCACUCCUGGGGUCUCACGUUGACGAUUGAUCAUCCUCAGCCAGAGGUACCAAAGGAACUUCUAUUACAGGUCACAGGGGACCUUCAUAUUGGAGGACUGAUGCUGAAAUUAGUAGAACAAAUCCAAAUAGCACAAGAUUGGUCAGACUAUGCUUUUUGGUGGGAGCAAAAAAAGUGUUGGCUUCUGAAAACCCACUGGACACUGGAUAAAUGUGGGGUGCAGGCAGAUGCUAAGCUGUUGUUUACCACUCAGCACAAAAUGCUGCGUCUUCGCUUGCCAAACCUGAAGACCGUGAGACUGAAAGUCAGCUUCUCUUCCAUGGUGUUCAGAGCUGUCAGUGACAUCUGCAAAAUGCUCAAUAUUAGGAGGUCAGAAGAACUCUCUUUGUUGAAGCAAUCAGAAGGAACACUCAAAAAGAAAAAGAAAAAAGAUAAGAACAGCAAAGAACCACUUACAGAAGAUAUUUUAAACCUGUGCGACUCUCCAGUGAGUUCUGGAUUAUCAGCAAAUCCAGGUUUAUAUAGUAAAACCAUGACACCAGUUUAUGAUCCUGUCAGUGGGUCACCAGCUUCUUCCACAAUCACUUGGUUCAGUGACAGUCCCUUGGCUGAGCAGAACUGCAGCAUCCUCGCCCUCAGUUAUCCCAACUGUUCUCCAGAAACACUCGCCGAGAUGUACCAGCCGCGGAGUUUGGCCGACAAAGCCAAACUCAACGCAGGCUGGCUGGAUUCCUCUCGGUCACUUAUGGAACAAGGCAUUCUGGAGGAAGAUCAGCUUCUUCUGCGCUUUAAAUAUUACACUUUCUUUGAUUUGAAUCCAAAAUACGAUGCAGUGAGAAUCAACCAAAUCUAUGAACAAGCACGUUGGGCCAUUCUGCUGGAAGAAAUUGACUGCACAGAGGAAGAAAUGCUGAUCUUUGCUGCGCUGCAGUAUCAUGUAAGCAAGUUGUCAUUGUCAUCAGAAGCACAAGACAUGACCUGCGAAUCAGAAGUAGAUGAAGUAGAAGCUGCGCUUUCUAAUCUGGAAGUGACACUGGAAGGUGGAAAAGCAAGUAAAGUUUUGGAGGACAUCACAGACAUCCCAAAACUUGCUGAUAAUCUCAAGCUAGUUAGGCCCAAGAAGCUGGCACUCAAAGCCAUCAAAUCAUACUGGUUUGUCUUUAGAGACACUUCAAUAUCUUAUUUUAAAAACCAGGAAUCUGCACAGGGAGAACCCAUUGAAAAACUAAACCUAAAAGGAUGUGAAGUUGUACCAGAUGUAAAUGUGGCAGCAAAGAAGUUUGGAAUCAAAUUACUAAUUCCUGUUGCUGAUGGCAUGAACGAAGUAUAUUUAAGAUGUGAUAACGAGAACCAGUACGCUCGGUGGAUGGCUGCCUGCGUUUUGGCCUCGAAGGGCAAAACCAUGGCCGACAGCUCUUACCAGCCUGAGGUCCAGAAGAUCCUUUCAUUUCUAGAGAUGAAGAACUGGACCAUGUGUCCCCAGACUGCCUCUGAGACAGAAAGUGUAGAUAUGAAACCAGAAUGCUUCGUCUCACUACGUUAUACCAAAAAAUACAAGUCCAAGCAGUUAACUGCUCGUAUUCUGGAAGCCCACCAAAAUGUAUCCCAGAUGUCCCUAGUGGAGGCCAAGCUGCGUUUUAUUCAAGCCUGGCAGUCCCUUCCUGAAUUUGGCUUAUCCUACUACAUCGUAAGGUUUAAAGGGAGCAAAAAGGAUGAUGUGCUUGGGGUGUCCUAUAACAGGCUGAUACGUAUAGAUAUGGCCACAGGAGACCCUAUCACAACGUGGAGGUUCUCCAGCAUGAAACAGUGGAAUGUGAACUGGGAAAUCCGCCAGGUUGCAAUCGAGUUUGACCAGAAUGUAUCCAUUGCUUUCACGUGUCUGAGUGCAGACUGCAAAGUCAUCCAUGAGUACAUUGGGGGCUACAUCUUCUUGUCAACACGUUCCAAAGACCAGAACGAAACACUGGAUGAAGAUCUCUUUCAUAAAUUAACUGGAGGUCAGGAAUGA
Molecule: messenger RNA, 2084 nt
Organism: Acanthisitta chloris (rifleman)
Lineage: Eukaryota; Metazoa; Chordata; Aves; Passeriformes; Acanthisittidae
Gene: FERMT1
Product: fermitin family member 1
Exons: 14
Coding region: 51-2084 (677 amino acids)
Biological process (GO): integrin-mediated signaling pathway; cell-matrix adhesion
Cellular component (GO): focal adhesion
Molecular function (GO): integrin binding
Source: RefSeq, a predicted model, not a curated record